UAUCUGUCCCCCAGUGUGUCCUAUGUGAACCUGCCGUGAACCGUACCCUACAGCUCUACGGUGAACCUCUCCACUGUUUGCGCCAAUGCACCCCAGCUGUGAAGAAAUUACACCUCAUCUGGUACCAGGUUGGGGAGGAGCUGGAUUCUUCCCUGAAUCACUCUGCCAGGGACCUGUGUUCUGAAUCACUCUGCGAGGGACCUGUGUUCUGAAUCACUCUGCCAGGGACCUGUGUUCUGAAUCACUCUGCCAGGGAUCUGUGUUCUGAAUCACUCUGCCAGGGACCUGUGUUCUGAAUCACUCUGCCAGGGACCUGUGUUCUGAAUCACUCUGCCAGGGACCUGUGUUCUGAAUCACUCUGCCAUUACUCAUCUCACCCUAACCCUAACCCUGUAUUCUGAAUCCAAUUCAAUGGUGCAAUUAACGACUUCUCAGGCUGAGGAGUGAGUUUACAAAUCCAUACCUGUUAAAGUCCACAAUCACCAUCUCUUCAUAAAUGUAUUGUACCCAAAGGAAGAGACUGCAGCUGAGCCGAGUCAUAUUCCUCCUGUCUGGUGUUCUAUUGUGUUGUCUCUACCAGCUGUCUAUCACCUCCAAGCUCUCCCCAGGACCCUGGCCCCAUGCCCUGCCCCAAAUAGGUGAGGGGUCUGGGGAUGGAAAGGGACUGACAGGGGCCCUCCUGGAGGAAGUUGCAUUGGAGAAUUUAAGGGAGGGGGGACACAGUGUUGACACACAAGAGGAGGAAAUUAUAGAUUUGGUGACAACUGAAUUAUCCGAUUAUUUCUCUGAGACGACUACAGAUGAUAUCACACCAUCCACUACCACUGAGGUCUCAUCAUCAUCAUCAUCAUCAUCAGUGACUACAAUCCGGACUAUCGUUCACUGUAUAUAUGUAGACCUGGAGCCUCCCAUUCAGAUCCCCACCCUUCCCAACCCACCACCCACCCAUCUAGUCCCAAACACCACCCAAUCCUCCCCUGCCGAUCCGGGGGACGCCCCUCAUCAGAAAGGAGAGUACCCGACUGAUAUCUUCUCCGUGGAGGACCGGAGACGAGGCUGGGUGUCGCUCCACAUCUUCGGGAUGAUGUACAUGUUCGUCUCACUCGCCAUUGUGUGUGACGAAUUUUUUGUCCCUGCGCUCGGCGUCAUCACAGACCAGCUCGCCAUCUCCGACGACGUGGCUGGGGCAACCUUCAUGGCGGCAGGAGGCUCCGCUCCGGAGCUCUUCACCUCUCUGAUUGGCGUGUUCAUCUCUCAUAGCAAUGUGGGCAUCGGGACGAUCGUGGGGUCGGCAGUGUUCAAUAUCCUGUUCGUCAUCGGCAUGUGUGCCAUCUUCUCCAAGGAGAUGCUGCACCUCACCUGGUGGCCCCUGUUCAGGGACGUCUCCUUCUAUAUCAUAGGCCUGAUCAUGUUGAUAAUCUUCUUCCUGGACAACACCAUCAUGUGGUAUGAGAGUAUAAUGCUGGUGGCUGGCUACAGCUCCUAUGUCUGCUUCAUGAAGUACAACGUUCAGCUGGAGGCAGCAUUCAAGAAGCAGCUCAGGAAACAUCAGCACAUCAUUCAUAUCAUCACUGUGGCUGUUGAGGAUGAACCUGAUAAGGACGAGACAGCAGGUCAGGAUAGUAGCCCUCCUGCCCCAGAAGACAAGAAACUACUAAAGUUGAAACCUGUCCUCCAGAGAGGAGGAAGUUCAGCCUCUCUUCACAACUCCACCAUGAGGAACACCAUGUACAAGCUGAUGAUUCACACACUAGACCCCCUGGGAAACAACAAAGAACCAGCUGUCCCUGCACCCUCAGCCACCCCUGCUCCAGCCCCAGCCAAGGAGGAGGAGACAAAGAAGGAACAGCCAGAGGGUCAGAUGGAGAACAAAUCGUCAGCAGGUGGUUCGUCUUGUGGUGAGGAUGAUGAUGAUGAUGAUGAUGAUGAUGAUGAUGAUGACGACAGUGAUGAAGAUAGUUCUGAUGAGGAAAGUUCUGAUGAGGAAAGUUCUGAUGAAGAUGACGAUGAGGAAGAUGAGGAAGAUGAUGACCUUGAUGACAAGCCUCUGUCUUUGGUGUGGCCGGACACCAGAUGUAAACAGGCCACCUAUCUGUUCCUCCUGCCUAUAGUCUUCCCUCUGUGGCUCACCGUGCCCGACGUCCGUAACCCGGUUUUUGUGAUCACCUUCCUGGGGUCUAUCCUAUGGAUCGCCAUCUUCUCCUACCUCAUGGUGUGGUGGGCACAUCAGGUGGGAGAGACCAUAGGCAUCUCAGAGGAGAUCAUGGGCCUAACCAUCCUAGCUGCAGGAACGUCCAUCCCUGACCUCAUCACUAGUGUUAUUGUGGCCCGUAAAGGACUGGGGGAUAUGGCUGUGUCCAGUUCUGUGGGCUCCAACAUCUUCGACAUCACCAUGGGCCUGCCAGUCCCGUGGUUAUUGUGGUCGUCGUUCCAUGGUUUUGCUCCGGUGCCCGUCAGCUCCAAUGGUCUGUUCUGUGCCAUUGUGUUGCUCUUCCUCAUGCUCCUCUUCGUCAUCAUCAGUAUUGCUGUGUGUAAGUGGAGGAUGAACAAGAUGCUGGGAUCUACCAUGUUCUUUCUCUAUUUUGUCUUCCUGGUGCUGAGUGUUCUGCUAGAGGACAGAGUUAUCAUCUGUCCUGUGUCCAUCUGACACUUUUGUCUUCCUGGUGCUGAGUGUUCUGCUAGAGGACAGAGUUAUCAUCUGUCCUGUGUCCAUCUGACACUUUUGUCUUCCUGGUGCUGAGUGUUCUGCUAGAGGACAGAGUUAUCAUCUGUCCUGUGUCCAUCUGACACUUUUGUCUUCCUGGUGCUGAGUGUUCUGCUAGAGGACAGAGUUAUCAUUGAUGGAAUUUAUUUGACAAUUUGUCAAAUACAUAUGGGCGCUUCAGCCGGUGACACCUCCACAAAAUAGUUUGCUUCAUAACAUGAGAUAAUUAGUACAAUUUCCUAAUAAACAUUGAGUGCACACACACAAACACACACCCAAACAUACACGCACACACACAAAUGCAUACACACACACACACACACACACACACACACACACACACAGAAACAUACACACACCUGCUGGAGGAUCAAGUCAUUAUAUGCUCUGUUUCCAUCUGAGACUGAUUGUGUGAGGCCUCUCUUUUGGGGCUGAUUGUGUGAGGCCUCUCUUUUGCAUGGUGUCUGACCAGAUGAGUCUACAGGCAUGGUUCCAAAUUAAAUAGAUACUUCAGUUUAAAGAAAGUCACUAACUAGCAUUUGCGAGUAGAUACCAUAGGCUUCCAGUCAUUGCGCUAACACUAGUUAGCGUUGGCUCACGGAACUACCUCUAAUUUUCUUCAUGUUGGAUGCAGAGACAUACAGAUGGUAUGCAUGAGUUCAUCUGACUCUGAGGAAGUACAUAAAGUGCUUCUUUGCCAACAUCCAGAAGUAUCCCUUCAACAUUUUUCAUUGGUAGCACUGGUGCUCCCAACUUUAAAAUGUUAGGAGCACCACAUGAAACUUAGAAGCACCAGAAAACAGGAUGUGUUUGAUUCAGAGAUACAGCCUAUAUUAGGCUUUUAUAUGUGUCCUAGAAACUAAUAGGUAAAGAAAUGUGUUUAUUAUCAAAUGUUGAUAUUAAUACCUGUUAUUGACAUUACAAAAGUUAUUUUUCAAAUAUUAGGUUUCUGCAUUGUGUAAAAGCACAAUUUUCCUAUUGAGAUACAUUGAAUUGGAAAUUGUACACUGUCCCUUUAAACACUUCAGGUUUGUGAUGACAACAUGUAAGAGAUCUGUCAUUCAUUCAUUGCUGUGAUCCUUGACCUCCUGAAGAAGAUAUCCCCUUCCUUUCUUUCUGUGUCCCCAGAUGUUCGGAUAUACUGGUGAAGUUACCAGGUUGUUAGCUAGCCAAUGAGGUAACAUUACUGAACAAAGUAUAAACAAGUGGUUAACGACGCACAAGUAGUUUUAGAAUGGCCCAAAACAUAAUUUCAGAAUGUAAAAUGUGGUCCCUGAGAUCCGCUAUAGACAAUCCGCUAUAGACAAGUUGGUUGUUUCGCAACAAAACCGACUCAUGCCCAAAUAUGGGGCAAAACAGACUGGGUUGACUUAGAUUGUUGACAACAUGUUAACAAUAUUUAGUCUCCAAUGUUUAUUGAAAACAUAAAUGAAGCUAGCUACCUAGCAAAUUUGAGCCAUAUUACAAUAGACACCUCUAUUAGAAAACACCUCAAAACAAGAUCAAACUAGCUGAACGAGUCACUUACUAUUCGCCACGUGG
Molecule: messenger RNA, 4246 nt
Organism: Oncorhynchus gorbuscha (pink salmon)
Lineage: Eukaryota; Metazoa; Chordata; Actinopteri; Salmoniformes; Salmonidae
Gene: slc24a1
Product: solute carrier family 24 member 1
Exons: 10
Coding region: 497-2647 (716 amino acids)
Biological process (GO): intracellular calcium ion homeostasis; calcium ion transmembrane transport; long-term synaptic depression
Cellular component (GO): membrane
Molecular function (GO): calcium channel activity; calcium, potassium:sodium antiporter activity
Source: RefSeq, a predicted model, not a curated record